This is a messenger RNA of Elephantulus edwardii (Cape elephant shrew), 2175 nucleotides long. RefSeq names its product adhesion molecule with Ig-like domain 1 (gene AMIGO1). The coding region runs from base 83 to 1564 and encodes 493 amino acids. Gene Ontology annotation, biological process: brain development. Lineage: Eukaryota; Metazoa; Chordata; Mammalia; Macroscelidea; Macroscelididae. The record is from RefSeq and is a predicted model, not a curated record. The transcript has a single exon. Gene Ontology annotation, molecular function: protein binding.
UUUGUUAACUCCACCAGAACAUGCCUGGGUGACGCCCUCUCAGAUCUUCCUUGUGGCCUUCCUCACCCUCCCCAGUGACACUAUGCAACCCCAGCGUGACCUGCGAGGCCCCGGGCUCCUGCUGCUGUCCCUGAUCCUGCUCCUCUUUGAGGUGUCCAGAGCUGGCCGUCCGGUGGUUAGCUGUCCAGCUGCCUGUCUGUGUGCCAGCAACAUCCUCAGCUGCUCCAAGCAACAGCUGCCCAACGUGCCCCACUCUCUACCCAGCUACACCGCCUUGCUGGACCUCAGCCACAACAACUUGAGCCGCCUGCGGGCUGAGUGGACCCCUACCCGCCUGACCCACCUGCAGUCCCUGCUACUGAGCCACAAUCACCUGAACUUCAUCUCCUCUGAGGCCUUUACACCCGUCCCCAAUCUUCGCUACCUGGAUCUCUCCUCUAACCAGCUGCAUACACUGGAUGAGAACCUGUUCAGUGACCUGCAGGCCCUGGAGGUGUUGCUGCUUUACAACAACCGCAUCGUGGAGGUGGACCGCUAUGCCUUUGAUGACAUGGUCCAGCUGCAGAAACUCUACUUGAGCCAGAACCAGAUCACCCGCUUCCCUCUGGAGUUGGUCAAGGAAGGAGCCAAGCUUCCCAAACUAACGCUCCUUGAUCUCUCCUCCAACAAGCUAAACCAUUUACCCUUGCCUGACCUGCAGAAACUGCCUGCGUGGAUCAAGAAUGGGCUCUACCUGCAUAACAACCCCCUUCACUGCGACUGUGAACUCUACCAGCUCUUUUCACACUGGCAGUAUCGGCAGCUGAGCUCCGUGAUGGACUUUCAGGAGGAUCUCUACUGCAUGCGCUCCAAGAAACUGCACAAUGUCUUCAACCUGAGUUUCCUCAACUGCAGCGAGUACAAGGAGCGUGCCUGGGAGGCCCACUUGGGUGACACCUUGAUCAUCAAGUGUGACACCAAGCAGCAGGGGAUGACCAAGGUGUGGGUGACACCAAGCAAUGAACGGGUACUAGAUGAGGUAGCCAAUGGGACAGUGAGAGUGUCCAAGGAUGGCAACCUUCUUUUCAAAGAGGUGCAGGUUGAGGAUGGGGGUGUGUAUACCUGCUAUGCUACAGGAGAAGCUUUCAAUGAAACUCUGUCUGUGGAGUUGAAAGUGUAUAAUUUCACCUUGCACGGACACCAUGACACCCUCAAUACAGCCUACACCACCCUGGUGGGCUGUAUCCUCAGUGUGGUCCUGGUCCUUAUAUACCUGUACCUGACCCCCUGCCGCUGUUGGUGCCGGGGAGUAGAGAAGCCUUCCAGUCAUCAGGGCGACAGCCUCAGCUCUUCUAUGCUUAGCACCACGCCCAACCAUGAUCCUAUGGCUGGUGGGGACAAGGAUGAUGGUUUUGACCGGCGGGUAGCCUUCCUGGAACCUUCUGGACCUGGGCAGGGUCAAAACGGCAAGCUCAAGCCAGGAAACACCCUGCCUGUGCCUGAUGUGACAGGCAAAGGCCAGCGGAGGAUGUCGGAUCCAGAGUCGGUCAGCUCAGUCUUCUCUGAUACGCCUAUUGUGGUGUGAUCAGGAUGGGUUGGUGGGGAGAUUCUGCCCCAGGAGAGGUUAUGCACCCCUGAAGGAUAUGAGGGGAUGGAAGAGAGGGCUGGCUGCCCAAGGGAGUAUGUUUACCCCCGGCCUGAAGGGAAUUAGUCACAGGUACAAUGGCAGGCAAGACUCCAACCAGGGUGUGACUGCCAUAAUUUUCAUAAGUGGAUAUAUUAAUCCUCAGGCAAAGGCUACACCCGUACCCAAAGCCCUAGCAAUUCUAAAUGUGGAGGAGGAGAAGAAAAGUGUCUGAAUUGGGUGGGAAUGAGGGGAAGGGGUGAGGGAAAGAGCAGAUUCCCUAAACUUUUUCAAGAUCAUCUUUAGCUUCUUAAGAGAAAAUCAUCUUAAAAAAAUAUCACUUCCCCCCCUCUUUCUCCACCCACCCACACCUGUGAUACUGUGGUAGGGUGGGUGGCCUUCCAGAGGAGCCACAUUGGGGAAAAGCUGUAGUAUCUUCUUUGGUCAGCAAGUUACAUUUGACAGUUGGGGAAAUUGAAAAUCUUAGGAAAAUAAGACAGGAAAGGUGAGGAGACCUCAGUAACACUCCCCAAAGCUGUUGUGUGACUUCUCAUGACUGCCUUCUUCCUUCC